Molecule: messenger RNA, 983 nt
Organism: Protomyces lactucae-debilis
Lineage: Eukaryota; Fungi; Ascomycota; Taphrinomycetes; Taphrinales; Protomycetaceae
Exons: 2
Coding region: 227-847 (206 amino acids)
Source: RefSeq, a predicted model, not a curated record
GGAGUUCUCGCAAAUGCAUGGCGAAUACAAAAUUGAAUCCAAACAAAAACUUGGCGGCGACCGAUUCCGACGAUAGACCUCACUAGCGGAGCCAAGAUCCCGUCAACUCCUUCACGACAAUCACGCCUUGACGUAGUAUAUCUUGAAGUCGGCAGCAUCCUCUUGCCGAACUCGUCUUUGUUUGUGUAUUCCCCAGCCAUCAGCUGAUGGAGUUGACAAACAACAGAUGCCACGCAGUGGAUCUGUUUGCUGUAACGCUGGCAUGAGUCGCAUGAUACUGCUUUUACUAGUCGCGGAGCAACAGAGCUCGCAACAAGAUGCAAGUCUUUCCAUGCGAGCUCUGGAUUGCACUGCCACUGCUGUCAAUGUGGUCAAGUUUGCAAGGCUGCAUUUGGCACGCGUACUAUUCCGUGGGCUGGAAGGGUGGGUGGCACUGGGUGCUACUAAAGGCAGCCUCUUUAGGGAAUCCAGCGUGACAGUUCCAAGUUACAAGGCAGCGGAUGCGCUCAGACUAAGUGCCCAGGUGUGCAGCGCAGCUUUAGUUGCACAGAUCUGUUCCGGUAGUCGCCUGUCUUUGCCCAAAAACGAAAAAGGUGGGUGGAUCCGCGAACGAAAUAAGCACGGCAAUGCGCGGGAUCGGAAGGUUUCAACUUUCCAGAACACUGAUACUUUGACUGUUGGUCUGCUGUUCGUGUCAGUAGAUCAUGUGAAGCUGAUCUUGAAGCCACGAGAAGAACAUCAUGCUUGUCAUGCGUACGAAGACAUGUCUCAUCUGUCCACGGUUCCUGGCGAGAUACCCCUGUCUUGGUCGCCAGAUGCAUCUCAUCCACUUGACAGGAAGAUGUAGAAAAUUUGAAGUUGGCUACAAUCGUACAGCUCAGAGUGGCUGUGUUACCUAUGUGAGCAACUUCAGAGCAAGUGUCAAGCAUCCUUUUUCCAUGCCUCAUCUGAGGUGUAACAGCAUAAUUUCAUGACUACCUCUG